Brassicogethes aeneus is the source of this 1731-nucleotide messenger RNA. NCBI's taxonomy places the organism in Eukaryota, Metazoa, Arthropoda, Insecta, Coleoptera, Nitidulidae. The record is from the annotation of a GenBank genome assembly.
GUCAUUGACACUGACGUAAGAUAAGUGAGGUUAAAAAUCGAUGUAUUUUGUUUCUGCCUUGGUUUAUUGACAUAAAUUUGUUGACAAAUUUCCAAUGGAGUUAAAUCACGUUAAACCCCCGGAAUUCGUGGAAAUAAAGCAGGAAAAUGAUGCGAAUAUGGAAUAUGAGUACAGUAAGGUGACCGAAGUAGAACACAGCGUUAAAAUAGACCCUCUGAACGAUGAAUUGCAUUCUCACGAGUGUAGAGAAUGCGAAACGAAAUUUAUCAACGCAGUGCAAUUAAAAAUACACAGCAUGGUGCACCAGAAAGACCACAACUGCUUUAUGUGUGAUGGUUUUCACAUAAAGAACAAAAAUCAGUUUUUCGGUCACGUUAGGAAGCACAUGUGCCCGAAGCCGUUCCUGUGUUAUUUUUGCGACAAAAAUUUUCCUAGUCAAAGAGAAACCAAGCUGCACACCAGAGUCCAUAGCGACGAUAGACCUUUUAUGUGUACCGAAUGUGGGAAGUCGUUCAAACAGAUGAGUACACUGAAAGAUCAUGAAAUUGUUCACACUGGAGUGAAGAGGUUCAAAUGCAAGAUUUGUGAAGGGCCUUUCGCGACUGCCACAAGCCUGCGUAGACACGUUCGCGUGCUGCACGAGGCGAUACGAAACUACAAAUGCCACUACUGCGCGGAAUCGUUCGCUAGCAAGGAGUUCCUCAAGGAGCACAUGGGGGUGCACAGGGACGCGGACCCAUUGAAAUGUCAGCUGUGCAACAUCAGGUUACCUGAUAAAGAGGCUUUCAACGAGCACGAAAAUAAACAUAUCGAGUUGAAGGAGAGCGGGUAUUGCGUGUAUUGCGCCAACAGCACUUUCUAUUUCAACUUGAAGGAUCACGUGGAGAAGAAACACAGCGCGAGGGCGUGCGAGUACUGCGAUUUGGUUUUCUACGACGAGAAAUCCAUAGAGAACCACAAGAAAAGCCACUUGGACGAAGUGAACAGCAAGGAGGACUUGCUAUGCACGAUUUGCAAUAAACAGUUCGAGUUUCCGAGGUAUCUGAAGGCGCACUUGAAGCGACACGAAGAUUCUUACAAAAAAUUCAAAUGCGACUUAUGCGAGAAAGGGUUCUCCUCCAAAAGAGACCUGACGGAUCACGUGAACGUGCACAAGAACAUCAAAAACUUCAAGUGUCCGAUUUGCGAUAAAGCUUUCCGUACAAAGCAGAACGUUGCCAAACACCUGCCGAUUCACUCCGAGAAAAGGCCGUACAAGUGCACGCUCUGCGACAAGUCCUUCAAAAAACAGUCGAUACUCCGCAAACACUCCUUCACUCACCUGAAAGAUCGCCCCUUCAAAUGCGAUGUCUGUGAUAAAACCUACAAAUCCAAAGAAAGCCUGCGCGUCCACAAAUUAACGCACAACAAACCAAAAUUUGACUGCAAGAUGUGCGCGAGCACCUUCGACAGUCUCUCCCACCUCUACGGCCACAGUUGCCGCUCCAACAAAACUUUAAAGUUCUUCAUUUGCAACUUCUGCAAACGGGGGUUUCUCAAGAAAACUCUGCUUAGCAUUCACGUGAGGAAUAUGCACCAAAAAGUCAGUUUCACCUGUGAUACUUGCGGGAUUUUGUUCAAUAGAAAGUAUAAAUACGUUUUGCACACGUUUAGAUGUACCAGCAAGACUGAAUAAUAGUUUAGUAUUUAUGUGUAUUUAUUGUUGUAUUUAUUUUGAUGGCUGUAAGAAUA